Molecule: messenger RNA, 2883 nt
Organism: Babesia ovata
Lineage: Eukaryota; Apicomplexa; Aconoidasida; Piroplasmida; Babesiidae
Product: vacuolar sorting protein
Exons: 2
Coding region: 1-2883 (960 amino acids)
Biological process (GO): vacuole organization; organelle fusion; endosome organization
Cellular component (GO): endosome; HOPS complex
Molecular function (GO): protein-macromolecule adaptor activity
Source: RefSeq, a predicted model, not a curated record
AUGACUGUAAAGAUUUAUGCCGAGCCACGGGGCUUCAAAGCUUUGAAUCAACGCCACGUCAGAUCGCUUGCCGUCUCUAACAAGUCGGUGUGGUUCGGUCUUGACGAUGGUCGGAUUCUGCGCUACACAUGCCCCUCCUCGACUUCAACUCAGGAUUCCAGACCCAACCAUACGUCGGCGGAAUGUGUCACUUUGCGCCCCAAGUUGCCAGGGGACGCUUCUGAGGUACAACGAUUGUUCGUAGACACGAAGUCCUUCCACUGUAUCGCAUGUCUCGCAUCCGGACACCACUGGUACUCCAACUUUCAAAGCCCGGAUCUGGUAUCGCUAACUAGUAUAAAUGGAUGCUUUGUGCGCUCUGCUUGUUUCACAGACGCUACAACUGAGGAUUUCACUGGAUCAUUCCUACUAGGCACUCAGCGCGGCAGCAUCGUAGAGGGCCGCAUCAACUACCGCCAAGCAAGCUUUGCCUUUCGCACCCAGUAUAAGUUGCCAGAUGGAGAGCCAGUCCUAGAUAUAGGAGUUAUUCCCAUAGUGUAUCGCGGUGGACGCUGCCACGUGGUGGUGGCGUCGUCCACGCGUUGCCUGUAUGAGUUCUUCGGAGGCACAUCGUUUGAUGACACCUUUUCGAAAUACUCGAAGACGGGGGCCAAUGCGUUGCGUUACGAGGUGCCACUCGCUGGCCCAAUCGGGGAGAUAAUCGUCUCCGAGCGCAGUGACGGGAGCCACGACCUGUUCUGGGCAAAUGCCACGGGGAUCAUAUUCGUGAACGUUCCAUAUCGUGUGGCAGACGAUGCUGCAAGUUGUUUGAAGUUCCCACCUGGCGUGAUAACGUACAUUAUGACGCCGCAACAUCCUCUGUCAUCCCUGCAAGAGACCAAGUUGCGGAAUGUGAGGACGUUCUUGCGCCGCCCCGCCGUCCAGGUGCCGCGCAGCGUUGUCGUUGUACGUAAUUCGCUGCUACUGCUCUACGACGAUACCAUCGGUGUAGUGAAUACGAUAGUCGGCAAGCAGGUUGGCACGCUGCCAUUACCCCAUGGCACGUUUGGCAAGGUGCAUCGGCUGCUGUGCGAUCGUUUGACGGGUGAAGUGUGGCUCCAUGCAACCGAAGGGAUUUUCGAGGUGGGCGUUAGCGCAGAGUCGGAGGAUGCGUGGAAGCACUAUUUGUUUAAGGGUGAUAUCGCCAACGCGCUCUCCAGCUGCAAGACUUCGGGCCAGCGCGACAACGUCCUGCUGAAAAGCGCUUACGACCUGUACGAACGUGGAAAAUACCUCGAGUCCGCUCGUAUGUAUGGUCAGGUGGAAGCCAACUACCCUAACUUUGAGAACAUCUGUCUCAACUUUCUCAAGAAGCACCAGGAGGAAGCGGUUGUGGAGUACAUGACCUUGAAACUGCAGCAGCGUAACUGGUACCGGUACAAUCCGCGUUUCAUCAUCCUCACCGUGUGGAUCAUCGAAAUGCUGGGUUAUCGGUAUAGGGACGUUUAUCUCACCCUCGAGGCAAGCCGAGGCGUUUCGGGCGUUGACACCGACGCCCUGGCGACUCGGUGUGAGGAGUACAGGCGAAAGCUGUUUUCCACCGUAGGGUCGCUAGCACACAUUGAUGAGCUUGCACCCUCGAUAAACUUCCUGCUGCAGACUAUUAUGGGAUGCGGUGACGAAUGCGUGGAUUUCGCCCGUAUUCGCCGCGAUUCGUCAAACGUGGUGUACUACAUGAUUAACAGUGGCAACGUCGAGGGGGCAUUGAGGGAGCUUAUUAAAAUGCCUCCAGGCGACAAGCGAGACGCUUUGGUGUUGCGAUUUGCCCCGCUGAUGUUCAUGGAAGCGCCCGCGUUGUUCGAGCAGGCCACAUUCAGCAAGCUAGACCCGGUGAUACUGCUCCCCAUUGCGCUUCUGCCGCUGAUGAUGCGAAGUGAGCGUUACCUGCGCCAUUCGUUGGGCAUGGUAGAACGGCUACUUUUUUCUAACGAAACCGCGCAUGAGGAGUCGACACGUUCGCUGCUGUGGUGCUGCUACAUCCUUCUGUUAGCUAACUUGGACACUGAAGAGCCGUUGUUGGACGUCCUCAACAAGAAUUCGGCAGAUUUCCGCCACAUUGACCUUGCGAUAGCACUGCGCUAUCUGAAGGCCAAAUCGUCAACGGACAGUCGCUGGUCCGUGCCAUUCAUUGUGUUGCAAAGUUUAUGCGGAAUGAACGAGGACGCGCUGGAAAUGGCACUUUCCCAGGGCAAUAUGGAACUCGCGAAACAGUGCGCAAUGCGGCCCUCAGACGAGUUUACUCGUUGCCGGCUCUGGCGCUACAUUCUGCGUCAGUCGUCCCGCAAUGGUGGGGCAUCUUUGGGGUCCAUCAUUGACACGUCAAACGGCCUGCUCCAGGUACACGACCUCCUACAUUUGCUGCCCGAAGACACGAAAUUGGGUGAGCUUAGCAGCAUCAUCUCGAGGUCUGUGGCCGAGUAUGAGUCCCAUCUGGAGGAGCGCCGUCAGGAGGUUGACCACCUCUGCGCGUGCAUCGCUGAGACCAAGGCGGAAAUAGAGAUGGCAUCUCGCCGUUGCGUUAGCCUCUCCGUGGAUGAAAACUGCAUGUCGUGUGCCCAUCCAUUGCAUACAGGCCAUUUCAUUGUAUUCCCCUGCGCGCACGCAUUUCAUCGUUCCUGCGUGGCUACAACACUUCGGGGAUUGCUGAAUGGGGCUGAACUCUUGGAACUGAAGCGACUGCACAGAGAGUUCGAAAAGCGUGCGGAUGAGCGCUGCGUAACAGCAUACAACGAGUACCUCUCGAGGGCAUGUGUCAUUUGUGGCUACCCAGCUGCGCUGUUGGCCUCGAAGCCCUUCAUUUCCAGCAUGAACGCGGACCAGGAAGAUUUGUGGGCAAUAAAUUAG